GGGAGAGGGGCGAACAUGGCUGAAGGCAGCAGGGGCGGCUCAACGUGCGGCGGCGGGGAGGGCGGCAGGCAGAACCCGGUUCCCAGCAGUGGCGGCUGCAACUUCCCAGAGUACGAGCUUCCUGAGUCGAAUACGCGCGUUUUCCAUGUGGCCGCUUUCGGGGAGUUGUGGCUUGGCCGGCUGCGCGGGGAAGGGGACUUGUCGCUGAAGGAGCCGCCGGCACCGGCGCUGCCCGGGGGCCGAGGGGUUGCAGACUCCGGCCGGGAGGAUGAGGCCGUGGCCCGGGAUCUGGGCUGCAGCCUGGAAGCGGCAGCCGAGCUGAGGGCGGUGUGCGGUCUUGAUAAACUGAAGUGCCUUGAGGAAGGGGAGGAUCCAGAAGUCAUCCCAGAAAAUACUGACCUAGUGACUUUGGGGGUUAGAAAGAGACUUCUGGAACACCGGGAAGAAACCAUAACGAUAGACCGGGUCUGCAGACAAGAAACAUUUGCUUAUGAGAUGGAGUCACAUGCCAUAGGAAAAAAGCCUGAAAAUCCAGCAGACAUGAUUGAAGAAGGAGAGCUUAUCCUAUCUGUGAAUAUCUUGUACCCUGUUAUAUUUCAUAAGCACAAAGAACACAAACCAUACCAGACGAUGCUGGUACUGGGCAGUCAAAAGCUCACGGAACUGAGGGAUUCAAUUUGCUGUGUCAGUGACCUCCAGAUUGGUGGGGAAUUCAGCAACACUCCUGACCAAGCCCCUGAACACAUCAGCAAAGACCUAUAUAAAUCAGCCUUCUUUUAUUUUGAAGGAACAUUUUACAAUGAUAAAAGAUACCCUGAAUGCAGAGAUUUGAGCAGAACCAUCAUUGAGUGGUCAGAGUCCCAUGAUAGAGGGUAUGGAAAGUUUCAGACUGCUAAGAUGGAAGAUUUCACUUUCAAUGACUUGUGUAUUAAACUGGGUUUCCCUUACUUAUACUGUCACCAGGGAGACUGUGAACACAUUGUUGUCAUUACUGACAUAAGGCUUGUGCAUCAUAAUGACUGCCUGGAUAAGACACUCUAUCCCCUUCUUAUCAAGAAGCAUUGGCUGUGGACCAGAAAAUGUUUUGUUUGUAAAAUGUACACAGCUAGAUGGGUGACGAACAAUGACAGUUUUGCACCAGAGGACCCAUGUUUCUUUUGUGAUGUUUGCUUCCGAAUGCUCCACUAUGAUUCAGAAGGCAACAAACUGGGGGAAUUCCUCGCUUAUCCUUAUGUUGAUCCUGGAACCUUUAGUUAAUAUCAAAAUGUGUACCCUUUACUUCCAAGAAAUGCCACGAGGAGCAGGAUCUACCUGAGACCAUCAGCUGAAGUUACCACCCCAGCAAAGAAAGUUCAAAUCACAGGUCUUAUUAAGCAACUUGAAUGUAUUUAAAUGUUUUGAAAUAUAUUAAAUUAUUUUAAUAUUCCAAAGCAUAGUUUUUAUUCAGUGCUUUUUUGCCCAUUUUUGAGUUGUCUCAUUGAUUUGUAGGAGUGCUUUAUGUAUCCUGCGUACAAAUCCUUUGUCAGAUACAAGUAUUCUGGUUUUCUCCCAGUCUGUAGUAUGCCUAUUCACUCUUUGUCCAGAGGGCUUUUUGCUCAUCUAUCAUUAUACAUCAAGUGAUGGAAGUGUUUUGAAAAUUCUUUGAAGAAUGUGAGCGCUACACCUUGUACCAUGAGGCUUCCAAGGUAAAGAUCCUCCAAAUAUCUGUAAUAAAAAUGAGGGAGAAGUUAAUAAAAGCAGCUUAUUUAAUAAAUACAAUAUUAAGAGUAGCUAUUGUGUAAUUUAAUCUUACACUGAGCGCUUUUGUAAUGUUAGGUUUUGUUUUGGUAGAAACUAGGCACACUUAACACUUCAGAAAGACUCACUACACGAAUAACGAAUGUAUAAAGAUCUUGAGUAUACACUCAUACCUUACAGAAAUAACACUUAAACUGAAGCUUCCUUUCUUGACCGGAAGUUUUGGAAUCACAAAUGCUGUUAGUUUAAAAUGUAUGUCAAUUUAACAUUUUCAUGAUUUAAAGGAAUAGAUUUUAUCUAAUAUGACCAAUGAAUGGACAUGGGAAAUCAAGAUUCUUUGGAUUGCUAGCUGUGGAUCACGAUUCUUAGGCAAUAAUACACAGCAUCCUGUAUGCAAGAACACAAUUGUUUUUCUAUCCCAGCUCUUCAUUCUUCUGGUUAUGAUACUCUAGUUAUCCUAUUCUCAUUCUGGACCAAAGGGCAACUUUGAUAAAUUCUGAGGUCUAGAUCCAUGAGAGAAAAUUGUAGCUACCUAUAUUGAAACGUUUUCUGGCAAUCUUUAUUGGUGGAAAAUUUAAUUCUGUUUAAUACUUUUAGGAAUGCUGGACAAAUAUUAAACAGAAUUAAACACUUUAAAUGUGUUGCACUUAAAUUUCGCGUUCUCUCUUCUAGGUUAUAUUUAAAUUCGGCUGGAUUCCGCUUUCCCUGGAUGGCUAAGAACAUUUACUAUAUAAAUCAAAAACUGAUGAAGCCUAAAAGACUGUGUGUUUAAAAGGUUGACAGUGAAAUGUUUUAUGGACUUAAAUGCCACAUAAGUCAAUUAAGUCGAUUGGUUUGUAGAAGACGAGGACCUGUUUCUAGCGGUGGUCAUAUUCACCGAUUCAGUCAAUACACCAGAAAAUCAGCAUAAGGAAAUAAGAGGUCCCUCCAUGGCUGGCUGGCUGUUAUUGCCUACAUGUUUACUUUCAUGUUUCCAAUGAUGCUGAAUUAGAACAGAUUGAAAAUCCUGCUGGAAAACCAAAGAUUUAUCUAAUUCUUUAAAGUUCCACAGGUAAAAAUGAAUUUUUGCUUCCUUUAUUUUUAAACUGCAUUCCUUAUAGGUCUUCCAUUAGUAUGCAAGGGACUGUUUACUUUUAUUUUCAUCAUUUCAUAUCUCAAAACAGCAAAUUCCAGAAAGUGGAUUGUCAUAAAGCAGCAUUAAUCCAUGCGUCCCACCAAUCAAUUUAUUUUACUGGCAAAGAAGGCUGUCAGUUAAAACAUUACUGCUAUUGAAAUUCUUAUUUUGUUCUUCUUUGAGAUUAUUCUUCUGCUGGUUCUUAAGGUUAACUUCUUCACCAAAGUUACAAAGGCUCGGAUACCUUUCUAUUAUCAUUUCCUGGUGAGGUCUAAAGGCCUACCAUACUAUUCUCAGAACUUGCCAAUGUAUUGCAUAUCAGUUAUACAGGUCUCCCACUAUGUUGAGCUCAAAAGAAACCCCUAACUUGAAGUAGGCAUAUUUAAGAUGUCUUGAAUCAGGGAUUUUGUAGCUGUAAAAUUCAGUUUUAAACACAUGACAAACUACAGUCAACAUUUUAUCUAAAGAAGCCAAAUAUGAAAAUGUUAUGAACUUAUUAGUCAACGUCCUCUGUAGUUAGAAAUGAAUGAAAUUUUGAUAUACUAGUGGAUGGACAGGCACAAAAUGAUUACCUAGAAAAGCAAUGCCUAUUUUAGGCUUCAGUAUCCUUUAAGGAUAAUUUGACCUUUCUCCCAAUCAAAUUUCAGUGCCUCUGUCAUCUCUGAGGUUGGAAAAUUACACGGCAUAAAUAUGUAAACACAUUUUUGGACUAUAUAGCAGCUUCUCCAUUUCUUAAUAUGUAAUUAUGGGUUUGCUAUUUCCAAUAGAUCCUUUCUCUGGAUAAGUUGUAUUAGUGAAGCCCUCACAGAGCCCUGUAAAAGCCUUUGCUCUUGUACAGGAUUAGAUGGCAGACCUGAUCUUGACCUGACGUCUUUAACCAGGUAAGUGUGUAUGGGUACGCUACAAUCAAUGUGUCACCAAAAACUGGAUAAAAUCUGUCAUCCUACUAUUUGAAAUCAUUCCAGUCAAGCUGUUUCAGGUUCUCCAAUUUAGAUGAUACAGCUGAAAUUUGUCUAGAGCAGCUGAGAAAACAUGCAACAACUGAUUCUGCCAAGUCAUGUGUAACUUACUCUUUUAAAUGUUAUCUGAUGGUUAAAAAAAAAAAUCACAAGAGAUGUUGCUUAUAUAUUAAAAAAAGUACGUUUGGGUUGGGGCUGGCUAUCUCAUUUAAAGUAUCUCUUACUGGCUUGUUCAGCUAUGUAGUUUUGGUCAAAUACAAAUUUAAAUUGAGCCAGUGCUCCCGAAAAUUGAUACCUGUUUAUUUGACUUUUUCUUAAGAGUUCUGAGAAUAGUAGUUAUCUGUGAAUCAACCUAUGACAAAAAAUUUUUUUCUUGAAAUGAGGGUAAAGAGAAGGCAACAGUGUUUUAACGCUACAUGAACCAACUGGCUAGAGCAAGGUCAGCCCAUAAAAGCAGACAUAAAUAAUCAGAAUGCUACUAUAUUUCUCUCCAGCAUUUGAAUAGUUUGUGGUUUCUUGGUAAAACUAUAUAGAUCCUUUGGGUCACCGAAAAAAAAGGAAGGGUAAACCAAAAGAUAACAUUUCCUUUAUUUUUAGCAUUUUGAGCUUAUGUUUUAGUAACCCUGUGUCCCCAAAUAAUACAGUUUCUAUGACCAAGUAUACUCUCUUGGAAACAAAUCCAGAAUUCCAGCACAGUUUUAUAAAUGGCAAAGAAGUAAUAUACUAGUAGACUUUGAUAGAAAAAUUCUUUAAUCAAAACAAGUUUACAUGUUGACACUUAUGGCUUAACUAGAAUAAAUCUGUCCAAAUUUAAAUUGUAUUAAGGACCAAACAGAUAUAAUAGCAAGAGUUCCCUCAAAACAGUGGGUCCUAGUUCCAUUGUAAGACCUCUCAAAAGCAAAACUCCCAAUUACUGAAAUGUUUCAAACUUUUCAUCUGUAGAUGAAAACAACUACUCGAGAGGUCAAAGCAUAAGAUGCAUGUCACAUGCAAACACUGGUAAUUAAGCCUUUUCCCCAUAUUCAGUUUCUAAACAUGAGAAGUGUCUUUUUAAGCUACUGCAAACCACCAACUGACCUAGUAUUCAAAAUACCUUAGAAAUGCUAAGUUACCCUUAAAUUUUGUGUUAACCUUGGUUCACCCUGAUUUAGUCCGUAUCCAUGAAUAUACAGACAACUCCUUUACUUUUGUCUACUGUGUUUCCACUUUUUGCAAUCCUGUCACAUGUAUGACAUAGAAAUAAAAAUUCCCUUCUGGUAUAGCCAUGUUUUCAAAUGGGUUAGUUUCCUUAUAUAGUAUUUACUUUUAUUUACUGCAAAAGUAUUAUGGAUUGCAUUUUUUCCAAUUAAAAAAAUACUUAGUGACUUCUUUAAUGUGUGACUUUUUAAAAAAUUCAGAAACUCGAGACAUUUCUCAAAAAUAAACUUUUAUCAUUUAGUUUUCAGUUUCAGCUACUAGUGCCUGUAAAGGAUCUUAAAUGGUUGAACCCUAAAGCCAGAUUCAUUCCUAUAUAUACUCCUGCACGCUGCAGGAAACUCAUGUGACUUCACUGAAUUCCCAGCCACAAAACUAAAUUACCUUCAAAAGUUAACAUGAGUUUUGUACCCCGUAGAACAGUUCAACGUCAGUUGGAUAUCUAGUUGUCAUACAAAAAGGCAUACAGACCACACAUUGUUACAAAGCAGCAGGAUAAUGUAGCACAAUGUAGACUGCGAUUAAAAUUAACUUUUGAUAAAAGGGAGGGAGUGAAUACUUGUAUAGAAGUAACAUUUUAUCUACCGUAAAAAUGAUUAACUUCUACAAAACCCACAAACAAUGAAAAGACAGUCUGGUAAAUCCAAGAUUUGUAAAAACUAUGCACAAAACCCACAGUAUUUGGGAAAAGAGGAAAGGUUUAUACAAGUAGCAGUUUUAAAAAUGUAACCUUUUUCUACUAUCAAUUACAUACACACACUAAUUGAAAAUAUACUACAACCAAUGUCUGGAAAAGCAGUUUAACAUUUCCUAAAAUGGACUUUCCCUCACAUUUACUGUAUAAUGUAGCUGUUAAUACUGCACAAGUACAAUCAGCAAUGUUUAGUCACUUUUAAACAAAGAUAAGGAGAUUUCUCCCUCAAAACAAGUUUUAAACAUCAAAACCUAUGCUUAUAAAAAUUUAAAACUUUCAGCAGUCUAAAUAUUUCGAAUGAAAACCAUUACAAACUUCUCAAAUGUUCUUUAUAUUCCAGGUAUGUCAACCUAGUUAUCUAGUGUAGAAUCCUUCAGAGAUAUUUCAGUCUCUCUCUCUUCACUGGAUGGCCUAAAGAAAAGGGGGAAAGAAAGGUGUGACAACUGGGGUUAGGAUUUUUUCCUCAGGAGGAAAAAAGAUAUUAAGUCUGUGCAUUUGUUUUGAAAAUCACCGAAAGAAUUUUUUCCGUGACUUAUUAUUAAUUGUUAUUUUAUGUCCAAAAUUUUAUUUUACCAUGUUGUGUCUUCUUCACAAAGUAAUAUGCACAUCAAGCAAAAUAACUCAGGGAAGCAUCAUGGCCCAGGCCCUUUCCCACCAUUUCCAGCUUUAAAAUGAAUUCUCUUUAAAGAACAUGGAAGUGUUAUACCUGUGAUACCAACAUAUUAUACAUCUUAAGAAGAGAGGGUAAUAUACACACGGACAAGAUUUCCCUGAAUUUCAGAAUUAAAGGAUGCUUGAUUCCAAGUCCGUAAAGUGUACGGUGGACAAACCAAGAUUUGGAUAACUACGGUUACAUACCUAGUUAUUUUAGAGUGGGUAUGAUAAUACAACACAGCCUAUGAUUCUAGAUCUAAUUUCUGUAUCCUGUCAAAAUUCAAGAAGUAUGGACAUGGGUCAUUAUUAAAGGUACUAUCAAUGGAAGAAGUCCAAGGAAUAGUUAUUUUUUUUAAUAGGAGUCCUGCCUUGCUCUAUUCCCUUGAAUACAGUGGCAUAUUAGUUUCAAGCGAAGUUUCUUUACGGCUUGGCCAUUUUAAUUCGCGUCUUGAAUCCUGAAUUCAGGAAGUGAGUGAUGAAAAUAAAUCCCUUACACAAAUAAUCUUGGAACAGCAAUGUGAUUUAAAAAUUAAAACAUACAUCACAACCCACUAAAACAUGUCCUCACUUUUUCUUACUGCUGGCCUCGUGGUUGUCUUUGCUUUCUUCAUUGCUGUCUCCAUUAUGUUGUGGUUGAUUAUUGUCUUGAGCAUCCGAUCCUCCAUUUAGAGUCUUUGAACCUUUAUAAAGAUUUCAAUGGAAAAACUGUUAGAGAGACCCAAAAUCAAAAAUAAAACAUAGUCCCAAAGUUUCUAAUACUGUAUUUUAUUUGAAAUUACAUUGUAAUCCUUUGGGUAGACAAGGCACAAUAAGAAAUGGGGUUACGACAUAUAUCUAUCCAUAUAAGAAGUAGGUUACUAAUCUGAUUAUUCCAUUUGUUACUGUUAUCAGGAACACGAAAGGGUGGUACAACUCUUUGGAGCAUUAUGAUUUAUUCUAGUUCUUAGAAAAAGCAGUGUGAAUCACAGUAAGAUUUUGUAUUUAACAACAAAACGUGGCAAAGUAGUUAAUUAACAUGACUUCGUCUCUUAUGACAAAAUGAUGAGGGCUUCCCGGUAAAUAUUAUUUCAUUAACAAAUCUCUAAGGAGACCUAUAUCAUUCCCUAAUAAGUGAGUAAACAAAAUUCAACUCCUUUGGAACAUUUUUUUUCUACUUUAAGCAGUUGCUGCUAAGAUGUUUUAGUACCGUGGAACUGGGGAAGCUGCUAAUUUUGGGGAAAGUGGCUAAUGGUACAGGCAGACCUCGAUUUAUUGCGCUUCACUUUGCUGUGCUUCGUAGAUACUGCAUUUUUUUUUUUUUUUUUUUAACAAA
This is a messenger RNA of Globicephala melas (long-finned pilot whale), 7664 nucleotides long. RefSeq names its product small nuclear RNA activating complex polypeptide 3 (gene SNAPC3). NCBI's taxonomy places the organism in Eukaryota, Metazoa, Chordata, Mammalia, Artiodactyla, Delphinidae. The record is from RefSeq and is a predicted model, not a curated record. Gene Ontology annotation, cellular component: snRNA-activating protein complex. Gene Ontology annotation, molecular function: bent DNA binding; RNA polymerase III type 3 promoter sequence-specific DNA binding; core promoter sequence-specific DNA binding. Gene Ontology annotation, biological process: snRNA transcription by RNA polymerase III; snRNA transcription by RNA polymerase II.